Hermetia illucens (black soldier fly) is the source of this 1779-nucleotide messenger RNA. RefSeq lists its product as uncharacterized. The transcript has 6 exons. NCBI's taxonomy places the organism in Eukaryota, Metazoa, Arthropoda, Insecta, Diptera, Stratiomyidae. The record is from RefSeq and is a predicted model, not a curated record. Bases 199 to 1215 code for a protein of 338 amino acids.
AAGAAAUUUUUUAAGCAUUCAGUUCGUUUCGAUCGUUCGCAGUGGUGAUUGUGAAAGUUUGUGAAAUUUUUUUCGUUAAUACGUUGAAACAUCAAAGAAGUGAAUUCGAAGCUUACCUAAAAGCUUCCGAUAACUAUCUUCGUUAAACACAACGAAGGAUAUUUUAAAGGAUAUACGGAAAAUCCGAAAAUCAACAGAAUGCACACACCGAAAACCACAGGUUGGGCAUUAUUCGCCCUGUUAUUCAGCAACACCCUCCUUCUUACCUAUGCCUACCCGCAAUCAGUGAAACAAGCGAGCCCGUACCAAGUGCAACAACGAAACUAUGACGAAGAACAACAACAAAUCCAAGAAAUUCAACAACAAAUCCAGGAACAACAACAGCAACAACAACAAUAUCGAUCACCAGUUUAUCAACCCCAUCAAGCAAACACAAGGAAAUUCGUAGCAAAACCCAAUGCCCUGAAAAAAGUCGCCCUUGAUGACAUCGACGAUGAUCUUCAGAGCAAUCAGAUCUCUGAGACAACAGGAUUCUCAUGGUCCAACUUGUUGGCAACAUUCUUGCAAGUGUUCUUCAAUAACGGAGGAAAUUCACCAACGAAGUCCGAUGAUUUGGAUGGUAGCGCUGGAUUUGGACAAUCACCAUGGGCUAAUGUUAUCUCAGUUGGCUUGAAAAUCAUCACCACAUUGUUGGGCGGUGGAGCACCAAAUGAUGGAAUAGAUAAAGUUGAUAACGGAGGAUCGCCACUACAGGGUAUCUUAGCCGCCGUCCUAUCAUCCCUCCUUGGAACUAAAGACCCGGAACAAGUCAAUUCAAUGGCUAAACAAGCUGGCGAGUUCAUCAAUAUCGUCAUGAAUUUACUGGAAGCACUGAAGACAUCGUUCUCCCAUCGUUCACUGGCCGCCCGUUCGAUUGGAAAACGUGACUCAGUUAGCGAUGCCGCCGUAGCUGGAAUCUCCAUGUUGAAGAGCUACAUCAGGACCUACCGGAGCUCCGAAGAUAAGUGCAUGCAAAAGUAUCUGUGCGAUGCAAAUACAGAGUGCAUUUCGGAAAUUGGAGGAACAAGCAUAUUCUGCCAGUUGGGAACAUACGCCACAAGUUUCAUCCUAGAACAUCAGACCGGAACAAGAUUCGACAACUUGUAUGAUGCAGGACGACGUGGACGAUCUGGUGAAAAUUGCCGACAAAUCUAUUUGGAGUGCAACGAAGUGUAGAUACUUUCCUGACUGAUCCUUAAAUUAGACAUUGUUCCAACAAUAUCUGAACGAAUUAUUUUAUAAUAAUUUGCAAUUAUCUAUAAGUUUCUCUAGACCACCUUGAACUGUAGCUUGUUAUUUUUGUCGCUUGCAUAGUUAGGUAGCCGAACAGUUAUUUAUCUUUCGUAGUACUACUUAUUUAUUUCUUGGCUUAUGAUUGUGGGUGAAAGCUACAUUUCUUAAUCCUUAAUAUCUUUUCGGCAUCCUAUUUGUACUUGAAAUAGCUGAAAUUUGAAUAAGGACACACAUUUCUUACGCACUUUACUUACAACUCUUGACUUACCUGAAUCUUACUAGAGACUAUGGACGAGGAACGACAUACUCACGUGAUCUACUUCAGUUGCUUUUGUGUAUCUUUUCAAAUUUCGCUUCUAAGGAGAAAUUUUCGGAAACUGUGUUCUAUUAGUUGUCUGUUAAUGCAUGCAGUGAGUUAGUAUUUCUGUUCUUAUGAUUGCAUAAUUUUUUAUGUACCUUCGCAGUCGAUACUGACAAAUUAUUACUUGUAAUAAUUUAUCGUAAUUU